AUGGUGUUUGUGGUCGUCUCGGAUGUGGAAGAAAUCGAGCUGGAGGAGGAGCUUGAAGAUGUGCUUGAAGACACGGAGGUGGAGGAAGCAGUGGAAGACGAAGUGCUUGUGCUGCUGGUGCUGCUCGAGCUACUGCUGCUGGAAAGGCUACUGCUGGAGCUGCUGCUGCUAGUGCUACUGCCUGUCGAGGUUCCACUCGCCGUUGUGCUGGAGGACGAGGUCGUGGUGCUGCCAGUGCCCGUUGUAGUAACAGUCUCCGUCCUUGUGCUUGUCUGCGUUCGGGUGCUCGACGAAGUGGAGCUACUAGUGCUGCUCGAUGCUGAGGUCGAGGAUGAGCUGCUGGAAGUGCUUGAGCUGCUGGAAGUGCUUGUGGAAGUCUGGGUGGUAGAUGUGACGGAGCUGCUUUUGGUGGUCGUGCUGCUGCUCGUGGACGAGGUCGUGGUGGUCUGCGUGAGCGUUGUGGAGCUAGUGUGGGAAGUGCUGGAAACACUGCUGCUGGAAGAACUGCUGGUGGAUGAGGUGGUACUGCUCUGGCUUGUUGUGGAGCUAGUGGUGGUACUGGUGAUUGUAGUCGUUGUCGAGGUGAUAGUGCUCGAUGCGGAAGUUGUCUUCGUCUCUGUGGUGCUUGACGACACUGUUGUUGUUGAGCUGCUGGUGGUUGUCGUCCAGCUGCUCGUGACCGAGGUUGUGGAGGAACCUGUCGACGUCACGCUGCUGCUGCUUGUCUGGCUGGUGCUUGAUGUCGCCGUGUCCGUUAAGGUGGAUGUCGUGGAUGUUGAACUGGUACCUGUUGAAGUGGCGGUGUCUGUGCCUGUCGAGGUGCCUGACACAGUUGUGCUGGAAACGGACGUGCUCGUCGAGGAAGAUGUGGUGGAAGAUGACUCUGUGAUAGAUACUGUCGAGGAAACAGAAAACGAGGUAGUUGACAAAGUAGCUGUUGCAGACGUUGUCCCAGAAACCGUUGAAGUCAAGGUCUUGCUGCUACUGCUUGAGGAGCUGGUCCCUGAACGACUCGUACUGCUACUGGUCUCUGUCGCAGUCUCUGUCCAUGUGGAACUUGAUAUAGUUUCCGUCUGGGUGAAAGCGAGUGUGAUCGAGGAGGUGGCCGUGACUGUGGUAGGUGUCACAGUGGUGGAGGCUGUGGCAGUCAGAGAAGUGGAGCGAGUGGCUGUCGUUCCAGUUGUGGAGACUGUUGUCGUGGAUGUUCCCGAAGUUGUCGAAAUCCAGCUGGAUGAGCUACUUUGGGUGAUUGAAUCUGACGUAGAGGUGUGCGAAACGGUGGUGGAUACGGGCGCUGAGUAG
This is a messenger RNA of Symbiodinium sp. CCMP2592, 1302 nucleotides long. The record is from the annotation of a GenBank genome assembly. NCBI's taxonomy places the organism in Eukaryota, Dinophyceae, Suessiales, Symbiodiniaceae.